AUGAUUCUAUCCUCAGUAGGCCUUCUCGCACUUGCGAGUUGCCUCAGCACUGCUGUUGCGCAGAGCAGCCAACCGGUUCCUUACAAAGUCCAGACACCGCCUCUUGACACCGAUUGGACGUAUAAAGUCGGCACCAAUCCAUGGCCAGAAUAUCCCCGGCCACAGCUUCAGCGUGAUAGCUGGCAAAGCCUCAAUGGCAUCUGGACAUUCCAGCCUGCCAGCCCUGGAGCCGACGCGGGCAGUCCUCCCACAGGCAAGCUCCAGCGCGAAGUGCUCGUGCCGUCAUGCGUUGAGAGCGCGCUGUCAGGACUGCAGUUGUUGAACGUGACCGAUAUGUGGUUCGCGACCAGCUUCAAGACACCAAAAGGCUGGAAUGGCCAGAAUGUCAUUCUCAACUUUGAGGCCGUCGACUAUCAGGCGACGGUGUUUGUGAAUGGUGUCAAAGCCGGGAAUAAUACUGGAGGAUAUUUCCGAUUCGGAUUGGAUAUCACCAAGCUCCUCAAGGACGGAGAUAACAGCUUAACUGUCUUUGUUCAUGAUCCCACGGAUCUCGACGUCAUUCCAAUCGGAAAGCAGACUCGAAACCCUAGCCACAUUUUCUACAGAUCUUGCUCCGGUAUAUGGCAGUCUGUAUGGCUGGAGAGCGUGCCUGAAAAUCACAUUACUGCGCUUGAUGUUGCUGCUGGCAUGGAUGGCACAGUCACCGUGACGGUUCACAGCUCAGGCAAGCAAGGUGCCUCAGCCAAAGUAUCAGUCAUUGGCCAAAAUGGUCGCGCCGUUGCUUCGCAGAGCGGUCCUUCAGACAAGCAGUUCACUUUCAAGGUCAAACAACCAAAGCUGUGGUCUCCAUCGUCUCCAACUCUGUACAAUCUAACAGUGACAUUGGGUGAUGACGAGGUAUCCAGCUACACCGGCUUCCGCACAAUCACGAGCGGCAAGGUCAAGGGAGUUCAGAGACCACUGCUGAACGGACAGUUCACUUUCAUCUUUGGCACGCUCGAUCAAGGCUUCUGGCCUGACGGACUCUACGCGCCUCCCAACAGAGAAGCUAUGGUAUAUGAUUUGAAGAUGCUCAAGAGUCUUGGUUUCAACGCCGUCCGAAAGCAUAUCAAAGUUGAACCUGAUCUGUUCUACCGGGCCUGUGAUGAAUUGGGCCUGAUGGUCAUCCAAGAUAUGCCCAGCCUUGUGGCCGAUGGCAGUCGACCACCCAAUCCGGCCCAGCAAGCGGAGUUCCAGCGCCAGCUCGAAGUUCUUAUUCAUGAGCAUAAGAAUUAUCCAUCAAUUGUGACUUGGGUCAUCUAUAACGAAGGAUGGGGACAGCUCCCGGGCCCUCCGUAUCCUGAGAUUGCCCUUGUAGAUAUCGUGCGCAAUAUCGACCCAACAAGAAUAAUUGACGCGACCACAGGGUGGAACGAUCACGGCGCAGGUGAUUACUCUGACAACCACCACUACGCCAAUCCGCAAUGCGGCACGCCCUUCUACUCCACGCCGUCCAGACCAUAUGACCCCAGUCGCAUCGGAUUUCAAGGCGAAUGGGGCGGCAUUGGUCAUAACGUGUCGAUUGAGCAUCUUUGGAAUGUCCAAGAGGCGAUCAACACCAUCAACCAGACAUAUGAGGUCGACGCCGACCUCGCUUCGUACAACUAUCGGGCCAGCCUCUUGUUCUCCGAGUUCCGCGACCAGGUGGAAAAAUAUGCUUGUAGCGGCGGCAUCUGGACACAGACGACCGAUGUCGAAGGCGAAGUGAACGGCUUGCUGACGUACGACCGACGUCUUCUGAGGCCAAAUGCGAACCAGUGGAAAAAGGACAUCAAGAGCCUGUAUACGGCGGCGGCUGGAAGGCGAUAG
Molecule: messenger RNA, 1848 nt
Organism: Trichoderma gamsii
Lineage: Eukaryota; Fungi; Ascomycota; Sordariomycetes; Hypocreales; Hypocreaceae
Product: glycosyl hydrolase family 2
Exons: 7
Coding region: 1-1848 (615 amino acids)
Biological process (GO): carbohydrate metabolic process
Molecular function (GO): hydrolase activity, hydrolyzing O-glycosyl compounds
Source: RefSeq, a predicted model, not a curated record